Formica exsecta is the source of this 3950-nucleotide messenger RNA. Its product is annotated as RNA-binding protein 5-like. Bases 241 to 2994 code for a protein of 917 amino acids. The record is from RefSeq and is a predicted model, not a curated record. Gene Ontology annotation, molecular function: RNA binding. Gene Ontology annotation, biological process: mRNA splicing, via spliceosome. Gene Ontology annotation, cellular component: nucleus. Lineage: Eukaryota; Metazoa; Arthropoda; Insecta; Hymenoptera; Formicidae. The transcript has 8 exons.
AAGGUACACGUAAUAAGUUUCGACUCGUUCUUCGCGGAAUCGCCAUAUUUUACAGAUCGAACAAGAAGCUUGACAACGCCAUUGUGUGGAUUGUGUUAUUUUUCGACGGUUCGUCGAGUGUUUUUAGUAAAAUAGCGAACGCCGAACGUUGCGAGUUUUUCACUGCUGUUUAUUAAGAGUUUGAUAUCACGCUGAAACAACGAAUUACUGCAACGGAAGUUGAAUAAAUGCGCAAACAACAUGUACAGCAAUAACAUUGAUCCUUGGGAACCUGGCUAUGGGCCAGAAAGAAGAAGUCACAAUUCUGAUUAUGACUAUCGCAAUGAUUAUGGAAGUAACAGAUCACCAGAGUAUUCGGAACAUCGUGAUGUUGAUCAUCGUGAUAGGGAUCAUCGUAGUCCAGACUAUAGAAAUCAUCGUGGAAGAGAUAGGGAUCGUGAGAGAGAUCGUUCAAGGGAUAGGAGAGAUCGUAGUAGAGACGAUCGUGAUCGCAGCUAUAGGGAUCGCGAAGAUCGUUAUGGGAGACAAAGAGACAGAGACUCUGUAGAACGAGACAGGGAUAGGGAUAGGGACAGAGACAGAGAUAGAGAUCGUUCUAGACGUGACAGGGAUCGGGACAGAGAUAGGGACCGUAGGGGAAAACGGGAGGAUCGGGAUCGUGAUCGCGACGACGAUCAUAGUCGAGAAAGUUUGGACUUUGAACAUGACCAUGGUCGUGCCUAUAGCUCGUCCAUGGAAGGGAUCCACUACAAAUCACAAUCGCCCAACAACACCAUAAUGAUACGUGGGCUUGCUCAACAUAUUACUGAAAAUGACGUGCGGCAAGACAUCCUCAAUUGUGGUCUUAUGCCUAAGGACAUCAGGCUGAUUCGAAAAAAAGAUACAGGUGCUUCGCGAGGUUUUGCAUUCGUCGAGUUUAACGCGACUCAGGAGGCCGCACGGUGGAUGGAGAUGAAACAGGGAGUGCUGAUGCUGCAGGACCAGUAUCGCGCAUUGAUGCAGUACAGUAUCCCGAAAGAAUGUCAUGUGGAUAAACCACCAGCCAAAAAUACACAGGAUUGGCAUUGUGUUAAGUGUGGAGCACACAAUUUUAAACGACGUGAGACUUGCUUCAAAUGUUCCGCUUCGCGAGCGGAGAGCGAGGAAGGCGGAGAAGGCAGCGACGAAAUCAGUCCUCAUCCCACGAACACCGUACUUCUACGGGGAUUAGACGUAUUAACGACCGAGGAUUCGGUUCUACAAGCGAUGAAGAAUUUGUCAUCCAUGCCGAUACGCAGUAUUCGCAUCGGUCGCGAUUCUCUUACGAAUACAUCUCGUGGAGUAUGCUAUUUGGAAAUGGGCAACGUAGUGGAUGCGAUGUACUUGCAUACUGCACUCACAAAGCAAGGACUGGUAGUCGACGGCAGAAAGGUGGAGAUAACGUAUUGUAAGCUUCAUCAGAUUAAUAACACGAACGCGUGGAAGUCGAACGAUGCCCAACCGCAGAGAUAUACCCUAGACGACGUGGCCCAAUUGGCCGAAUACAGUGCCAAUUUGUAUGCCAAAACACCUGCGCAAAAGGCCCAUUACCUUCAGUAUUACACACAGUACUAUCAAAAUCAGAUAAUGCAGGGCUCGGCGAUCACAUUGCCGUCUCUAAAUCAGACAGAUCGAGUAAACGCGGCCGCGGCGGUGGCACAGUCCGCUAUACAACAAUUGCAGGCAUCCAGGAAAUUAGGAAGCGAUGCCGAUGACGUAAAGGGGCGACCAACUCCUACAGCACCAUCUAGUACAACGUUAGCGAGUGGCAGAGUUCCUGCACACUCCAGCGAUGGAAAAGUAUACUCUGUACCGGACGUCAGCACUUAUCAUUAUGAUGAAUCAUCUGGCUACUAUUAUGAUCCUAGUACGGGAUUAUAUUACGAUCCGAAUUCGCAAUAUUAUUACAAUAGUCAUACACAACAGUUUCUUUAUUGGGACGCCGAAUCAUUCUCUUAUCAACCAGCUAAGACCACUGCGAGUACGACGCAGGGUGCUGCAAGUACAAUAACAGCAACAGCAAGCGGUACAGAUUCCGCGACCACAAUCGGCAAUCAGGCUACGACUUCAUCAGCCACUAAUAUGGCUCAAGAGGCGUCGAAAGAGGAUGAGAAUAAAAAGAAAGACACCAAGCAGGAUAAAGUGAAAGUAGCGAAGAAGAUAGCAAAAGACAUGGAACGUUGGGCUAAAACGUUGAAUCAGAAAAAGGAAAACGCGAAGAAUAAUUGGAACUCGGAAUUUGCCGGUGUAGACGGCAGUCAGGGCAUUGGUGGCAGCGGUGCGGCGGAUGCGGGGUACGCCAUUCUGGAAAAGAAAACCAUUGCGACUCCUUAUCACGAGGAUGAAGAUCAGAGUGGUAAUGGAUUGGUAGCCGCUUACGGUGGUGGUAGCGAUACGGAGGAGGAGAUAGAAGAUGUCCAACAAGAAGAGAAACAGCAUACUGAUUGGAGUAAGCUGGCAUGUUUACUCUGCAAACGACAGUUCCCAAGUAAGGAGGCGUUACUCCGGCAUCAACAGCUGUCCGAUCUCCAUAAGCAGAAUCUGGAAAAUUGGUAUCAAGUACGCGGUCUAGAUCCUAACGAUCCGCAACAAAGGAACAACAAAUACAGAGACCGUGCUAAAGAAAGGCGAGCCAAGUAUGGCGAACCUGAACCACCGCAACCCAAUAAAUUGAAAGAGAAAUACUUAAAAACCAGAGUAGAGGAGAUGUCAGUGUCUUACGAGGAACCUACGCGAGCCGGUAUCGGAUCAGACAACGUCGGCAAUAAAUUACUGCAGAAAAUGGGCUGGAGCGAAGGGAUGGGCUUAGGAAAAUCUAAUCAAGGUAGAACGAGUAUUAUUGAAGCCGAAAGACGCGUCCCUACGGCUGGAUUAGGAGCGAAGGCUUCGUCGUAUAGCGCAUUACCGGGCGAUACUUAUAAGGACUGCGUGAAAAAGAUGAUGUAUGCGCGAUAUCAAGAACUAUCUGACACGUAAUAGGUAAGAUAUAUAUACACACUAUUAUAAUAAAUUUAUAUAUAUAUACAUAUAAGUUUACUCGUACUCGAUUUUCCAUAGACACGUAAUUACACACGCUCGUAUUGUUAUUCGAAUACUGUAGUUACUUACCAAUAAUUGCACAGUGAUCAAUUCUUGGAACUGUGUGUAUACUCUAUGCAAUAUAUACGCAUUUCAUAUAUCCUCGUUCUGUUCUCAUGCUUCAAGAUAAUGGCAUAUUGUAUAAAUUUCGUUUUCUUUUUUGUAAUAUAUAAAAAUACAAUGUACUGUCAAGAUUCAUACACAUACACACAUACACAUAUGCCAUUUUCUACUUUUAUUUAUAUAACGGCGGUGUCACACUUGCGAAAAAAGAGUAACUCUCUCCUUUUAAUCCUUUUAAUUAUAUUAUUCCUGAUUUUUUCAAGAGUUGUGAUUUUUGGUAUAGAAAAAAUGAAUCACUCUGUUGAAAUAGUCUAUUAUGAAUUGUGUUACGUCAUUGUUCAAUGCAAUAAUGUUCUUCGCCAAGAAUAUAAUAUGUACAGUUGAAUGUAUAUCAGUAUAAGGUAUAUUGGUAAAAAAAUUGAUGCUGAGCGUAUCUGAUCAUGAAAAAUUCUCUUUAAAGUUGUAAGCAAUACAGAACAUCACAAGUUAAAUAUUUUGAAGCAUAAUAAAAUAUUCAUUGAUCUAAUGAGCGAGUUGUACGAACAAUAUCACUUUACUAUGAAUAUUGUUACACAUUAUUAGAAAUAUUCGUACUUUUUUAAUAUGUUCAAGAAGAGAAAUAAUAUGCCUUGCUUCGCAAAAAUGAAAAAAAAAAAAAUACACAAUCUAUUCCUCUUAUUAUCCAAGAUAUUUCAAUUGAUCUUUAUUAACGCAUCUUAUAUUUAUUAUAUCGUAUAAUGAAAUGUAAUAAAUUCCUUCAAUCUAAUUAUAUCAAACUGAAUAUAAAGAUA